Molecule: messenger RNA, 853 nt
Organism: Acanthopagrus latus (yellowfin seabream)
Lineage: Eukaryota; Metazoa; Chordata; Actinopteri; Spariformes; Sparidae
Gene: pbdc1
Product: polysaccharide biosynthesis domain containing 1
Exons: 6
Coding region: 66-566 (166 amino acids)
Cellular component (GO): cytoplasm
Source: RefSeq, a predicted model, not a curated record
GCGCAUGCGUGCAGUUAAGGCCAAGUCGUUCAUCUCCAGCUGUAGACGAUCUUUAAUUGAGAGAAAUGGCGUCGGAUAACGGACUGGCCUCUCUGGGCCCGGAUGGAGCUUCAGCAGCUGCACAUGCUCUGUCUCUUCCUGCAGAUGCUUAUGGAAAUGAUCCCCGGCUUGAGGUGAUGUGGGCGAUGAAGGCCUACAACCACGCAGAGGUUUACUUCAAUCUCAUCUCAUCUGUCGACCCAAAGUUCCUGAAGUUGACCAAACUGGACGAUAAAAUCUACUCGUCGUUCAGAGAAACGUUCAAAGAUCUCGACAUAAAGCUGCUGAAAGCAGACGACCUGAAAUCUGACAAGGCCAAAGAGACGUGGCGUCCAUUUUGUAACGAGUUCGAAGGUCUCGUGGAAGAUUUUAACUACGGCACUCUGCUGCGUCUGGACUGUGAGAAGGACUACACAGAGGAGAACACCAUAUUUGCCACCAGAGUUCAGUUCUUUGCAGUUGAAAUUGCUCGAAACAGAGAAGGCUACAACAACACAGUGUUCAUGUCCAAAAGCUCGAAGAGUUAGCUGCCAAACACGCCGGUACUGAUCCGGUACUGAUCCAGUACAGAACCAGUAAUGACCCCAUCCAACCAGGACGUCCCUGCAGCAGUCGGUGACGAGGACGCAGCUUUGUAUUUCUGAAAACAUGUUUUUUGUUUUCUUCAGUUUGUUCGACGGCGUCACUUCAACACAUUUUGUAUUUACUGUAAAGUUUUAUUGUGCCGAUCAUAAAGGUUGUUUGUUUUGUAAGAACGGCCGGUUUCAUUUGUUCGCCUGUAACCGAGGAGACGAUAAAUAAAAAGUUCAACACA